AGAAAGAGAGAGAGAGAGACAGAGACAGCGAGACAGAGGGGAAAACAGUAGAUGAGGGUCACUGGGGUUUUCCACUGUGUAGGAUGAGAAAUAGGUAAGGCAGAGUGAGGAGGGGAAACAUAUGUGUAGUCACACAAAGCUCAGACAGCAGAAAGAGAGUGGAGACGGAAGAACGAGAGCGGCGAAUGAGUGAACUUCAGAAAAAGAGAUUUCCCUGUCAGUGAUGCUCUUUCAGCUAAGAUAACUUUCACAGCCGUAAUUUCAAAGGUUAGGAGCAGGGUUAGAGAAAGAGUGUAAAGGUCAUUGACCGGCAAGCUUAGAUAUUUUACACACAGGUGGUGGACUAAUCGAAUGGGAUACAGAUGGCAAAGAUGAAUUGCUCAAAUGAGAAUACAUAUUAUAAAGAUGGAAAAUGCUGUGAUCGUUGUCCUGCAGGAAUGUAUAUGCAAGCGGAGUGUGACGGCUCAAAGCCAACCAAGUGUGCUAAAUGUGAACAUGGGAGCUACACGGCCACGAAAAAUCACUUGAACAAAUGCCAAGUCUGCAGUGUGUGCAGUUCCCAUAACAAGCAGAAGAAAGCAUACUCCUGUACAGCCAUACAGAACACAGUGUGUGACUGUGAGACUGGUUUCUACUGUAGUAAUGUUCAGUGUGACCACUGCCUGCCACUGACCAAAUGCCUUGAGGGUGAAGGAGUCAAGCUUCCUGCCGGUCGUACCAAUGAUACAAUCUGUGCUCCAUGUGAAAAGGGGACCUACAGCAACAAGACAGAUUUCGUCUCAACCUGUGAAAAGCAUACCAGAUGCGAGGACUUGGGAAGAGAGCUUAAAUCUGAAGGAACUUCAACAAAAAAUGCCGUCUGCAGUGACGUCUUACCACGGUGUUCCUGGAUGUUGCCCGCAGCCCUGUGGUCAGGACUUGUGUUGACUGCGCUCAUCCUGUUUGCUGUAGUCAUCUGCAGGAGGGCAAAACGCAAAUCAUACAGAGCAGCCAAGUCCAGAGUUCCUGUUACCAUGGUAGACAUGGUUCCUGCGGCACUGGGCAAGUCGAUGGAGCUGCCUUUACCGUCUAUAGAGCUGAACGGACACUGCCAAGAGAGCUGCCCCGUGGGAGACUGCAAGUCACCGCUUUUCAACCCAGAUGAUGAUGAUGAUAAUCUGGUCAGUUGCAGCGUGGACAGCAGCCUUCCUAUAACACCAUUUAAGGCCUCAGUUUCUUUCGCUGAAUCCAAUCACACCACUAGAAGUGCAGGAUACCGCACAGGCAGCUUCCUCAGGACCUACUCAGAGCCACAGGAGGACGAGUGGUGUGGGACAUAAAGUAAAUGUUGUUGUAACAGUAUACUGAAGGAGCUUAGAGUUCCUCUCUGGCUUGGAGAUGCUGCAACAUCUUUUUACAAAACUGUUAACUAUUUAUACAAAACAGCAGGAUUUCACUUUGUGGAGAGUUGAAGGAGGAUGACAGUUUGUCGCCUCCUGCAGGACUUUUAGGAGAACUUCACUUUGGGUGGUGUGAUAUUUCUGUGUAGCAUUUACAGUGAGACGAACAGCUGAAAAUGGAGGAGAACAUUCAUAAUAUGAACAGAAUUAAGUUGUCAUUCCCUUUAAUGUGAAUUUGUCUUCGAGAGGAGCUUCACAAGUAAAAGCAGCGCCGUCUGCGGUCUUUAGCUGCAGCUCAGUGCCGUCUCUGUUAAAGGAUGUCCGGUGAUAUUCUAUAUUUCUCUUAUUGUCAACAAAUCCCACACAAUCCAUUGUUGUGUGUGACGUGAUGUGAUUCUCCUUUGUCAUGAACAUGGGCACUGUAGUUUAUCGUGACUCAAUUCCACGUACAAGUGUCUUGCUGCUGAACCACAGUGGAAAAUAGUCCCUAACAAAACACUCUUUUUACUCCUAUUUAACAUUUCCUAAAAACUACAGUGCCCAGCUGUUAUAGGACAUUACUAAACCAUUUCUAAAAAAAAAUGUAACUUCAUAUUUGUUAUCCAUUUUUAAACAUUUACACCGGCGUUAGGAGCAAAUGGGCUUUGGACUGAGUGCCACAGAUGCGGUAAAAAAGUGAACAAGUAUAGAGAAACAAAAUCAUAUGUUGCUGGUUUUAGAUUUUUCGUGGAAUUUGUUGACAGUAAGGAAAAUAUUAUCCUUUUAUGUUAACUAUGUCUUUGUAAUUUUGCUUCAUAGGAUAUCUAAUUUAACUUAAACUGUUCCAGCUUCAGCAAAUGAUUGAGGUUCAGAAUUGUACAGUGUAAUUGUUAAAAGUCAAAAAACAAAACUCUCCGUCUUCUUUUUUAAGUACAUUGUAAUGCAGAUUUUGACUGCUGAAUUUCAGUAUUUAUAAAACUCUUAGAUGUGCAGCAACAAUACAACACACACACACACACACACACACACACACACACAAA
This is a messenger RNA of Seriola dumerili (greater amberjack), 2398 nucleotides long. RefSeq names its product lymphotoxin beta receptor (gene ltbr). The coding region runs from base 363 to 1319 and encodes 318 amino acids. Gene Ontology annotation, molecular function: antigen binding; CD154 receptor binding; transmembrane signaling receptor activity. The record is from RefSeq and is a predicted model, not a curated record. Gene Ontology annotation, biological process: cellular response to tumor necrosis factor; inflammatory response; TRIF-dependent toll-like receptor signaling pathway. NCBI's taxonomy places the organism in Eukaryota, Metazoa, Chordata, Actinopteri, Carangiformes, Carangidae. The transcript has 8 exons. Gene Ontology annotation, cellular component: CD40 receptor complex; external side of plasma membrane; membrane.